Messenger RNA from Exophiala spinifera, 1674 nucleotides. RefSeq lists its product as uncharacterized. NCBI's taxonomy places the organism in Eukaryota, Fungi, Ascomycota, Eurotiomycetes, Chaetothyriales, Herpotrichiellaceae. The coding region runs from base 1 to 1674 and encodes 557 amino acids. The transcript has a single exon. The record is from RefSeq and is a predicted model, not a curated record.
AUGCAGCCUACGAUUAAUCUUAACAGCUCUAAAAACAUCACGUUCAGAGGCGCAUUGGCCGAUGGUGUGGAGUCCUUCCUCAACAUUCGUUUCGGUGAAGAUACGAGCAGCAAAAAUCGUUUCGCGGCCCCAAAGCCAUACGUCUACCCGGAUAACUUGGUUGUUGAUGCCAGUCAGCCUGGCGCGGCAUGCCCGCAGCAGAAGGUUCCAUUCCCAACCUUUCCCAUUUUCGACAAUGUUACCAGAAUCUCGGAGGACUGUCUGACCCUUCGAGUCGACCGGCCAGCUAACCUAUCGUCAUUUGCCAAGUUGCCAGUCAUGGUCUUCAUCUAUGGCGGGGGAGACACCGUUGGUCAAAUCUAUGAUUCUGCGUACGAUCCAAAUGGGUUGGUCUCCAGAGCCCAUGAUAUUGGAUCCCCAGUCAUAUAUGUAGCGAUGAAUUACCGUCUCGGCAUCUUUGGUUUCGCUGCGUCGCCGGCACUCAACGCAAUGGGAUCCUUGAAUGUCGGCCUUUUGGAUCAGCGGCUGGCACUUUCUUGGGUUAGCCAACACAUUGCCGCAUUUGGAGGGGACCCCGAAAAAGUCACCAUUUUCGGAGAAAGCGACGGUGCAACAGGUGUUGGUUUACAAAUCACAGCCUAUGGGGCGAGCUCCUCAGUUCGUCUCUUCCAAAGAGCGAUCAUGCAAUCUGGUGGCCCUACGGCAGAUACAGGGACUGCGAGCAAUCUCUCAGCCGUGCAUACUGCUCAGGUGGUUCAGUUGCUCAACUGUACAUCUUCCAACAGUGAAAUGGAGUUGUCUUGCCUUCGUGAAUUGCCAAUGCAAGCCAUCCUGUCCACAGCUAUUGCUUACGAACAGACCCUUAAUCCGGAUGGGGGACUCGACGUCUUUAUUCCUACUUCACCAUCCCCAUUUAUUCCAGACUCGCCUUCUAACUUGCUCAAGUCCGGCCGAUUCUUACACGGCAUUGACAUAAUCACGGGGUGGAAUGAGAAUGACGGGUCCUUCUUCGUCCCAAGCACACUGGCUUCCGACUCUGAUCUGGUAGAAUGGCUGGCUUCAGCUUUUCCGGGACUCUCACCUAAAAACACCCAACUUGUGCAAACCCUCUAUCCAGCCUCCCUCUUCCGCAAUGACACAGCCGAAAACGUUUCAGUGCAAUACUUCCGUGCAAGCCAAAUGCAGCGAGAUGCAGGGUAUACCUGCCCAAGUCUACUGAUGUUGGAGGCCAACGCCAAUUUCUCAGCAACGACCACUUCGAACUACCUCUACGCCUUGAACCAGACAGUCUUCUCGGGCUCUUUUGCAGAACUGAACGUGUCGUAUUACGGUGUUUCGCACUUUAGUGACAUUCCGUAUGUCUUCAACCAGGCCGCGACUCGGUACGCCAGUCAAUCCUCGACUUCCGACAUUGCCCUAUCGGCGAAAUUGAGCGCUAGCUGGGCAUCAUUUACUGCUUACGGGCAACUGUCGAAAGGGAAAGGGACGCUGCAGGGUUGGUCAGAGGCAGUGACAUUAUCCAGUCGAUCUGAAGGUACCUACGAUCUGCAAGUCAUCGGGGGUCCUGAGAACAUUCUACAAAGUAUUGGGCCGUCUGGGACUUAUGAUGAACACUUGUUGGAACGAUGCCGAUUUUGGAACUCGGAUGAAGUGCUAGCAGAAUUGAUGGUAUAG